This is a messenger RNA of Pomacea canaliculata, 1851 nucleotides long. Its product is annotated as periodic tryptophan protein 1 homolog. The transcript is spliced from 15 exons. NCBI's taxonomy places the organism in Eukaryota, Metazoa, Mollusca, Gastropoda, Architaenioglossa, Ampullariidae. Gene Ontology annotation, cellular component: nucleus. The coding region runs from base 140 to 1744 and encodes 534 amino acids. Gene Ontology annotation, molecular function: protein binding. The record is from RefSeq and is a predicted model, not a curated record. Gene Ontology annotation, biological process: rRNA processing.
AGUAACCGUAACUCUCACGGGAUGUCUCAAAGGGCAGAUAAGUGAAUCGUUCCGGAGAGAAAGUAAAACACGUGUGUAUAUUGAUAAUCUUUUGUCAUUAGAUAUUGUACUUAAUGGUUUUUACCUGAUACGCUUGAAGAUGAAUCGUCCACCAAGCAUUGUACCUUGCAUCGCAUGGGUGAAACGAGGAAUUGCUAAGAAAAAUCCAGACAAGAUUCAGCUGGAAAAAGAUGAAUUAAAAAGACUCAUCUCAGAAGCUCAAGAGGCCCUUGAUGAUAAUUCAGGAGAGGAAAAUGACGAGGAAAUCGAAGAAACAGAAGAGGGAAAUGACCCCUUAAAGACUUCAAAAGAGAAGAAAAAGAAAAUAAAGGAUAAGAAGAAAAGGGAAAAUCCUUCUGAUGAUGAUGAUGAUGACUUCAUCAAGAAGUAUGGUUUGGAUGACUAUGAUGAGGAAGAGGAAGAAAGAAAUCCACUGACUGGUAUAGGCGAGGUUUGUGAGUUUGUGACAAGUGAAGACGAUCCUUAUAUAACUUUGAAAAAUGACGAGGACAGUGACAGUGAGGACAAUGUAAUCAAGCCUACAGACAAUCUCAUCAUCAAUGGCCGAUACCACGACGAGUCAUGUGUGCUUGAAAUUCAUGUGUACAAUGAAGAGCUUGGAAACUUGUACAUUCAUCACGACUACCUGUUGGCCUCAUUCCCAUUGGCAGUGGAGUGGCUGAACUAUGAUGUAGCUGAUGGAAGCAUGGGUAAUUUUGUUGCUUUGGGGACAAUGGAGCCAGUUAUUGAGAUCUGGGAUCUUGAUGUCUUGGAGUCUCUUGAACCUGUUGCCAGACUGGGUGAAGUGGUUAAAAAGAAGAAGAAGGCAAAGAAGAAAGUUUCAGUUGGUGGUCAUACUGAUGCAGUGCUAGACUUAUCCUGGAAUCACACUGUAAGGAAUGUACUGGCCAGUGCGUCAGCUGACUUUACAGUUGGUGUGUGGGAUCUCUCUGAAGGAAAAAUAGUUACAUCACUAACACAGCAUAAAGAAAAGGUGCAGUGUGUGAAAUGGCAUCCACAGGAAUCCCAGACAUUACUUAGUGGUUCAUUUGAUCAGACAGUCAAAGUGUUUGACUGUCGAAGUCCAAGUGACACCCACAAGAGCUGGAGUGUGGAAGGAGAGGUUGAGCGAGCAAUAUGGAAUGUGCACAAUCCUAUCCAGUGUCUGGCAAGCACCGAUAAGGGAAUGAUAUACUGUAUGGACAUCAGGAGUGAAAAGCCUGUCUUCACUUUGUCUGCCCAUGACAAAACCGUCACAGGAGUGUGCUUUAGCUCCCAGAUACCAGGUUUGCUUGUCACAACUUCUGAGGACAAAACCAUGAAGGUGUGGGAUGUCCUAGACAGCAAACCAUCGUGCAUUUUAUCUCGCAACAUGAGAAUGGGUCAGAUCCAUAGCGCAGGUUGUUGCCCAGAUGCCCCAUUUGUUUUCGCCUUCGGUGGAGAAGGUGAGGUGAAAGUGUGGGAUAUUCGAGAGAGUGCUGCAGUACGCAAACACUUCAUUAAUCGCAUGCCAGCUAAACUGGCCCAGGAAUGUGAAGGAGAUGAAAGUGAUGUUAAAAUCAAUAAGGAUGAUGACCCAGUUGAAGCUAUGGAAAGGCUUAAUGUUGAUGAGGAAGAAGAGGCUGGUGUACACGCUCCUUCACCACCAAAAAAGAAGAAGAAAAGGAAGCAAAAGAAGCCAAAGAAAACAGUCCUUGUCUUGUGAUUGUAAAAAUAUGUUUAUAGAACAUUGUACAUUAAAUGGUGAACAGACAUCUGUUUAAACCAGCUAUGUUACCUGCUUUAUGUGGCUAGAUAAAAUUGCUAAAAGAA